Molecule: messenger RNA, 2195 nt
Organism: Drosophila rhopaloa
Lineage: Eukaryota; Metazoa; Arthropoda; Insecta; Diptera; Drosophilidae
Product: U3 small nucleolar RNA-associated protein 25 homolog
Exons: 3
Coding region: 85-2178 (697 amino acids)
Biological process (GO): maturation of SSU-rRNA from tricistronic rRNA transcript (SSU-rRNA, 5.8S rRNA, LSU-rRNA)
Cellular component (GO): nucleolus; small-subunit processome
Molecular function (GO): rRNA binding; U3 snoRNA binding
Source: RefSeq, a predicted model, not a curated record
UCCUCAAUCAUAACAUAUGUUUGUGUGUAUGUUUGCUUCUACCACACGUGUGUUCAACUGUUUCUCCCGAACAAACAAUUUAAAAUGAAGCAAAAGCACUCUAAAAACAGGGCGAAACCCUACAAAAAAACAACACCCGUGCGCCGAAAUGAAAGGUUCUCGAAAAACUAUAGCUUCAUCCAGAGGAGCAAGCAAAUGGAGGAGUCCCAUCGCAGGGAGAGAAUUCCGGCAGUCCCAAAACAGGAAUAUGAACCCGUUGCCGAACUGCUGCCAGAGAUUCAGGACGAUGUUGAUGAGGCUGGAUUCUACGAACAACUCGUGACUGGAUAUAAUCACAUUCCCACAAGUCAGAUUCUUAGCUCAAAUACGGAGGACACAGUUAUUCCGGUGCCUAAAAAGAUAAAACCCAAUAAGGAAAAGCGUUCUGUGCAGAUAAAUGCGGAAUUGGAAACAUACAAUUCGUUUACAAAACGCUUCGAUUUUGAGCUGUCCACAGACAAUAUCAACGAUUUGAUUGCGGGAAAAGAUGUGAAGAGCAUCAAGAAUAAUUGGUCUGCUUUGGGGAAUGUAAAGUUUGAGAUUCCACAAAUGUCUGAAGACUUCAAAGAGCCUGAUUGCAACGAACCCAAAGACAUUACCACUUCGUCAGAUCUCCAAAAAUUGGAGGUAAAACUGUCCAUUUGCGGAAACGCCAAGCUUCCACUCACCGCCCUGCAGUCGCAACUCUUCUACGUUGCAAAUAACUAUCAGGAUAUUUAUUACCCCCACCGAACACAUGCUAAUGCCGAGGAUAUCCGAUAUGUAUACUGUCUGCAUGCCCUCAACCACAUGCUUAAAGUCAGGUCCCUGAUAUUGCGUAACAACGAAAAGGUUUCAGCACUGGCUAAAUCCCAGAAAUUGUCGCCAAACGAAAUCUCUAUACCAGAAAGCUUCAGAGACCAAGGACUGAAGCGGAUGAAAGUAGUUUUCAUAGUGCCUUUCAGGGAGUCGGCACUAAAGAUUGUCAAUAUAAUCGGAGACCUACUUUUCGGCAGCCAAGAAGAUCAGGCUAGAAAGACCUCAAUUGCCAACUAUGAACGCUUUCUGGGAGAUUACUCUGGCAACACGAUAUAUUUUCCAAAAACCAACCCCAAGCCAGUGGACUAUGAACAAACGUUCAGUGGCAACACAGAUGAUAACUUUAAACUGGGUAUUCGCUUUACCAAGAAAACAAUGUCACUUUUUUCCGAUAUGAACUCAUCAGACAUAUUGAUCGCGUCUCCCUUGGGGCUGAGAAUGCUGGUUACAGACAAGGAUAGUGACUUUGACUUUUUAAACUCUAUUGAACUGCUUAUAAUUGACCAAGCCGAACUCUUUUUGGCGCAGAAUUGGGAAAAUCUUUUACACUCUCUGGAUCACCUACAUUUGCAGCCGCAGAAGCUGCCAGAUACAAAUUGCCAAAGAGUUCGAACUUGGUGCCUCAGUGGAGCUUCAAGUUUCUACCGCCAAACCCUGUUUUUCUCAUCCCAUGAGCUCCCAGAAUUCCGAGCAGUGCUCAAUAGUAAAUGCAACAAUUACCAGGGGAAAGUACGGAUCACGAAUCUGAUCGAGAAUGGAGAUAUCCGCAAUGUGCUGACACCAAUUCAGCAGGUUUUCCGCCGAAUCAGUUGCUCCAACGUGGAGUCAACAUUCGACGAUAGAUUUCAAUACUUCGUCAAACAUAUUAUGCCCCAAUUCAGAAAGCCCGGGUUUUCCCAUUGCAUGCUCUACGUGCCCAGCUAUUUUGACUACGUACGGAUACGAAAUUAUUUCAAAACCGAAAUGGUCAGUUUUGUUCAGAUAAAUGAGUAUACAAAGAAAGAAAAAAUUUCCCGGGCGAGAGAUAUAUUCUUCCACAGCGGAGCAUCUGUUCUACUGUACUCGGAAAGAGCACACUUCUUCCGGCGCACCAGAAUUAAGGGCAUACGGAAUUUGAUUAUGUAUCAACCUCCCAACUUUCCGCAUUUUUAUUCUGAAAUGAUCAAUUUGAUGCUCGAGUCCAAUCAAAACCCACGGGAUGGUUUCGGUGAAGAAAUGUCCGUCAAUAUCCUGUACACAAAAUAUGACCUGCUAAGUUUAAGUAACAUUGUUGGAAGCGAAAAUGCUGUUAAAUUGACUUCGGGUAAAAAAGAUUCUUACCUUUUUUCCAAUAAAACAUAAAAGCCUUCAGUAGCUGA